UGGGACGUGCUACAAGUCAGACCGACCGCGAAGCCAAACGGAGCCGUGUAUCGAAGUGUAUCUGCGUUUCAUCACGCGUGGCGCUGCUGCUUGAGAGUGUAUCCAACGUGGUGUUGUUGUUGUUUUUGUUAUUGUUGGAGCUGGGUCUGUCAUCGCGCGUGGAAGGGAGUGAAAUUUUUACCCGCGGCAGUCCGCGGUGGAUGCAAUUUCAAAUUGGAUUGGAUUCGUGCGAUUGCGAAAAUCAGAGGUGAAAGUUGCAAAAGACGCUACGGCAGCGGGAGAGCGUGCGCCGAGUGCGAGUAAAAGCCUUUUUUACGCGAGAAAUAACGCGCGGGCCAGCUGAGGGAAGAAAAGUGGUGCAUUUUAAGAAAAUCACCACCACCCAUCGCCGUCGUCGACAGCCGUCAUCGUCGCUGGGUUGCAACGACUUCGGUUCGCGGGUUUACACCGAAGACGCGAGGAUCCGAUAAAUUGCAAAAUCAUCCGUUAAUCACCGCCACCAACCAUCAAGUGGUAUACUGCACGGGGAGACCAAAACGGAUGAAUGGAUGGUUAGUGGGCUUUGAAAUUUGAUCCGAACACGAAGAAGCAAUCUCAUCGGCGAGCUCCAGACACAACAGCGCGCGGUGUUGGAACGGACGUGGCCGAGGCGAAGAGCGAGAAGUGAACAAGACGCAAGCGAAAACGAAAGUGAAAAGCAAAUAACACCGUUUGUUUCGCUCGAUCACCGACCGCUUGCUGCGUCCGCAGUGAAUAAUAGUGCUUGCUUGCUUGCUUGCUGCUGUUGUUGCUGUUGUUGUUGCCUAUUUCGGGGUGAAACGCGUCGCGAGUGAGUAAUCGAAAAAUAAAAGUGAAUCUUAUCGUCGUCGUUGAGUAGGUUGAGGAAUCCGGACGGUCGUUCGCGCUGCCAGUUCAGGUGUGAGUGGCCCAUACAGAGCUUAGCCAGUUUGUAGAGCCGGAAGCGACUCUGUCGUUUGCGAAAAUAUCUGAAGAAAAGGGAAAAAAAAGUAUUCGCCUUAAUUGAAUCCAGUGAAGAAGACCGUGUGAAAAUUUCCGACUUGCACGUGUCAGUGGCAGGGAAAAUUUGGAUUGUCGUGGAUCGUUAACCCUUGCGGUUUUUUGGAGGAAACAAUCACGAAUCAGAUUUAAACCAUUUGACAGGCGAAGGAGGUAAACCAUACGACGACGGGUCGGAUCUCGUCGGUUUUCCGCAUCGUUAUCUUCGGGCGUAUUUACUGAGAAUUUGCAAACGCUGUGCAGCGAACGAGCUCGAUUAGCGCAGUCAAGCCUAGCGUGGACGGUUCUAACGAACGAACCACCCACCCACCACGUGAUCGAAGUGCAUUCUAUGCCGAGUAAUGCGAGAAAUGGAGCGACUACCGGACGGAUGCAGUAGGAAGCUGGGGCAAAAUGGCCUGCUGGUGGACUGUUGGGCGGGUGCGAGACGGGAACGUACGAUGCCACUCGGAAGGGUGGGUGCGUGGCAGCAGAUGAGCCGCUGUUCGGCGGUGCUUCUGGUGGCUGCGAUCCUCUGCGCGCAGAUCUUUGCCAGCAGUAGCACUCCCGUAGAUGAUAACAGUAGCAGUAGUAGUAGUGAAAUCCUAGAAUUAACGGCGUGUCAGCACCUGCGACGUGCGGAAUCACGCCGCGCCAAGUCCUUGGGGGAUAAUCUGCUCCAAUCGGUGCGGAUUCCUCGCUGUACCGCACUCGGUGACUUCGAACCGGUCCAGUGUUCGAACGAGCUCAAUGGAACCGAAUGCUGGUGCGUUGACGAGUACGGCGUGGAACUGAUCGGUAGCCGGCGAAUCAACGGCAACGACGUCAACUGUACGGCGAUCGAAACCAGCUGCCAGGCGUCCAGCUGUCGGAUGUUCUGUCCGGCGGGCUUUGCCCGGGACUUUACCAGCGGUUGCCCGAUCUGCAAGUGUCGCGAUCCGUGCGACGGGGUUCAGUGUCCCCGCGGGCAGCAGUGCGAGCCGCAGGAAGUGAACUGCAAGAACGAACCCUGCCCACCGGUGCCGACUUGUCGCAAAGCACGCUCCCUAUCGGAUCUCUGUCCGGCAGGUCAACCUCUGGCCAUCAGUGGCACAGCCAGACCGUUCCUCUGUGGUAAUGACCCUGGCAAGCCUUCCUGUCCCCCACUGUACCGCUGUCUAGUUCAAUCGGGCAACGACUACGGAGUUUGCUGUCCAGCAUCGCUUCAGUUCGAGAAACCGGGAACCUGCCCCAAACCCGAGGAAAUAAAGUCUACAGACAAAACUGGUUUCCUCUGUGGAACACCUUGCGGACACGAUCUCGAGUGUGCUCAGAUGCAGAAAUGUUGCACUUCCAAUGGGUGCGGACGCAACUGUCAGCAACCGCACAACGUCACAACAUGCCACCAGGCACGGAUGCUUUCGGAGCUUCUCUCCGUAAACGAACGAGAAGGCCGCGGUUAUGUACCACAAUGUGACGGUCCCGGUGGAAGCUUUUCCCUGCGACAAUGUUCCCGUAAUGGGCUGGUUUGUUGGUGCGUCGAUCCUAAAAGCGGUAACAAGAUCAAGGGAACGAUGGGCGCUGCCGGAAUGGUCAACUGUGACGGUGUCGAGAACAUGAUUGGCCGUAGCGGUGGACGAAGCGUUGAUGGCACAUCGCAGCACCUUUGCGAUCACAAUAUCUGCGCUGCGGUUUGUGAGUACGGCUUCAAGAACGAUCAUAACGGGUGCCCAACCUGCGAGUGCUCCGAACCAUGCGAGGGUUUCCUCUGCCCAUCGGGCUCACACUGCGAUGUUGCCAAGGACCCGAAAUGUGCUUCCUACUCGGGGCUGUGCUCUUCGGAACCCGUCUGCAAACCGGACUUGGUCUACUCCAAUCCGUGUGAAAUGGGAACACCCUUGGCCGACAAUACAACUGGGGAACUUCUAUACUGUCAUCUAAAUCGUCCCAAAAGCCGCGAAUACCAGAGUCGUACCUUCUUCGAUGACGCAGAAGAGGAGGACUUGCUCGGUCGCAAGCGCUCCUUAUCGAACACCAUCAAUUGCCCAGAGACGCACGAAUGUAUGAAGCUGCACGGCGAGUCUGGAAGUGUGUGCUGCCCAGUGGAGAACGAAACCGUUCCGACACCCGAAGGACGUCAACAGUCUAUGUGUGAAUAUCUGCGCGACUUUUCGGAUCGCAUGGAGGGAACGGUUGAAGGUAUGGAGCUGGCCCUGCCGCCGCCGACCUGCUCCAUGGACGGGGGCUACAACGCCAUGCAGUGCACCAGGAAGAAGAUUCACGUUAACCGAGCGGAGCAACGACGCUACCUGGAGCAGAACAAUAUUCGUCAGAUGAGGAAGCUAUUGGAGGACGCCAAGCGAGUCAGGAGGGAUGCAGCCUCGCCGCAGAAUCUAAAGUUGGUAAAGGUGGACGAAAUGUACGACGGUGCGCGAUUACAGGCGUCCGUUGAACCUGUGCCGGAGGCAGUCAUGUCCUAUCUGCGACAACGAGCGCUGGUUUCUGAGGAAGACUUGGGAGUGCAGGGUCGUUCGGCAAAAAUUAUCGAUUUCAAUCGGUUGGAUUCGAAAAAUUCGAAUGCAAAUGCCGAUAAACCCGACGUGAAGCCAUCGAGUUUGCUCAGAAAACCGUCUCCGAUGGAAGAUGAUUUAGUGGAAGUAGACGUCGAAGAGUGUUGGUGCGUGGACCACUUCGGUACAGAAAUUCCUAAAACGCGUGCAAUGAACGCUACGAGGAAAUCGUGUGAAGACCUGCGAGAAUCGCUUGGCUGCUUGGACUUAACCUGUCGAAUGGGUUGCGACUAUGGCUUUAUUCUGGACACUGAUACGCAGUGUCCAUCCUGUGAGUGCCGUGAUCCGUGUGACAGCGUCGGGUGUCCGGAAGGACAGGAAUGUAGAUCCGUCGAAGUUUCCUGCGAAGGCGAAUACUGUCCACCGGUACCUGCUUGCUUCCCGAAGAAACCUGGCCAAUGUCCAUUCCUAGUGCCUCCCGGUAGCGAGAAUUCCGAAUCCGAUUCCUGCGAAUACGAAUGCCGUACAGAUGCUCAUUGCGAUGGGUCCAAGCGUUGCUGUUCGAACGGUUGCGGAACUCAGUGUGUCGAACCUCAACUUAAAACCGCCUGCCAGCAUCUGCAAACCAUCCAACUGCAUCAAGCAAGCGAGCUAGGAGUUCCACCCAAGCAGAAGUACAUCGCCCAGUGCGAUAUCGAUGGAAGCUACCGCACGGUUCAAUGCGGACCUGGAAACGUCUGCUGGUGCGUAGACGAAUACGGCAACGAAAAAAGCGGCACACGAGUAACGAAUGCCGAACCCAACUGCGACAUAUAUCCGAAAAGCGAAUGCCCAAUGCGUAAGUGCGUUACCUGCGAGUACGGCUACAAAAUCGACGAGAACGGCUGUAAGACCUGCGAGUGCCGCAAUCCCUGCGAUGAAAUCUCCUGCCCCAGAGGUGAAGAGUGCCAGCUGAUCCAAGUGGAAUGUAUCUCGGUACCGUGUCCCAAGAUGCCCAUAUGUGUUCCGAUCCGUGAUUCCGUCUGUCCGGAAGGACUACCGCUGAAAUCCGGAGGGCGUGAGAUCAGUUGCGGGCCGCAAGCCGACGCCGAUACGUGCCCAUCCACGCACGUCUGCCAGCUCAAUAUGAUCAGCAACCGGGGCUCCUGUUGUGCCAAAACAAGAGAUGUUUGCUUUGAAUCGAUCGAAUCGAGCUGCCUUGCGUCGGAAAUUCAUCUCUCGGACAGCAACGACCUGGACAGUGUAACCAAGUGGCGUUUCAGUCCACGGUUGAACAAAUGCGUUCCGGUCAACCUGCCCAAGUCGAGCAACUGUCAAUCGAAGAACCUGUUCCACAGCGAACAGGCUUGCAACGGCGUGUGUCCAGUACUGUCGCAGUGCGAACGCCUUCGGCUGAAAAAUGCCAUGGCUGCGAAACGUGCCGGACAGCCGAGCACGUGGUUCCAGCCGCGCUGCGAUCCGGAAACCGGUUUCUGGAGCCCCGUCCAGUGCCUCGGAUCGUCGGGUCCCAACAACGGUACCACUACACAGGAAACUCCCAGCCUUGGAGUUUGCUGGUGUGCGGAUAAGAAGGGAGCCCCGGUGAAGGGCUCGUUGACGAAGGGCUCGGAACCCAAAUGCAGCAGCCGGCAGGCAAGAAAACGAGUAUCCAGCAGUGGCGAAGAGUCCAGCGAUCCAGUUAUGGAAGAACUGAUCCGACAGAUCACCUUCUUGGUGGACGAAAACAACUACAUCGAUGAAGACCUGGAACCGACGGUACCGUCCGCAAGUGCAUCCAACACCUUGGCUAAUUUCGCACCGGAACCCCGCUACAUUGGUUCCAUUUCGGCGGUGACGGAGCGGAUAAUCGAAAUGGCCCGUACCGACGAUGGCAGCAACUUCAUCGAAGAUCCGGUGAAGAAACUGACCGCAUCCACUACGCGCUGCCAGGCCCUCAAGCAGGCAGCUUCCUUCCCGGUAGCGUGUGACGAGAAUGGAGUAUUCGAGCCGACCCAGUGCAACGGAGAUACCUGUUGGUGCGUAGAUGCGGCCGGCAACCAACUACCUCUGUCCAGCACCUUCAAACGAGGCCUUCGUAGUUGCCUGUUCACUCCCAUUGAUGCCGUGGAAGUGGAACUUCACCUCAAUAACCCUCACCAGCGAAUUCUACUAAAUCUGUACGAAGUGCUCCGGAAUGACCUGCAUUCCCUGAUCGGUAGCAUCUUCGAUAACUAUCGAGUGCACGAAAAUAGCGAUGGCAGCGUAAUGCUGCGCUUCGACCUCAUCGAAGACAACAAGGUGGACGAUGCUUUCGCCAUCGAAGAAAUGGUGCGAGAUCACGCCUUCAUCUUGUACCAUGGUGCGCUCAUAGCAGACGUCACCCUGUCCCGGUUCGCGCACAAAAUCUCCGCCAACCUUCCGGUACCUCAACAAUCAUCCGGAAUCCCGGAGAACACGUUCCAAACGAUCGUCUUCGUGCUGGCAACGGCGUCUGCCUUCCUCGUGAGCAUCCUGGUCGUGUUCGUGAUGCUCAAACGGGGCAAAAAUAAAAUGAAGCACUACAGCAACGGCAACCGGAUGAUGAGCAUCGGUGCCGACAAGUACCUGGACUACAGUUCGCCAAUUUUUGUGCUCAGCGCCAACGAUACCAAAUCCCUUCCCGAGCACUACCGCCGACCAGCGACAACGCAGAUUAAACCACCGCCGGUCAACGAUCCCAACUCCGAAGAGCACUAAUUCGCGCUACCGUUCCAAGUAGAGCGAAUCCAGUUUCGUUAACCAAACACGUGGGCCAAACUCUUUCCUCUAUGUUAACCGUUUUGUGUAAAUAUGAAAGCCGUACUUUUAACUAAAACCCUAUUUCAGAUGGAAAUAAAAUUGUAACUCACCUAUUCCACUAAAGCAAAGCAAGGAUGUUUUUCCUCUUUCUAUCGUUGUUAACUAUUUAAGCGCUUAUUCACGACCUUAACCUCCACACAUUCAUAGCCUAUAUCGCUGUAGAUUUUUGAAUCGCAUACAUUUUAUCCAUUGUUAGAUUUUUGGGGUUUUCGAUCUAUUCUUUUGUCAAACUAUAGAAAAGCUAAAUAGUCAUUAUUUGGGUGUAGGGUCUUCCUAAAACCUAUCCUCACUCCGUUUCACUAUCGCAACUAUCAAAUCUCAAUGUUCUGUUAUCAUAUCAUAAGUUGUUUGUAUUUUCGACCGCAGACCACUUCUAUAUUGAACUUUCCAGAGCCAUUUGUUCGUCGGGAAAGUCAAAUUGUAAAUAGCCGUUGUGGAGCGCUGAAUUGUAGUCCUAUAUCGGAAAGUUUGUUUGAAUGCAGAUUGAUUGGAAUAGAUAAACGCGACGAUACCGACAAAACGAGCGAUACGUUUCGGCUUGAGGUAAGAGUUUUGACCGUUUGUCAGACAGUCCUUCUGUAAUGGAUAGGCUCGAUGCUUUUAUUUAUUUAUUUUGUCGCUUUGUUAAAAAUGAAGAUGGUGUAUGCGAUGUGAAUUUGUUAAAUAAUAGCGUGUAGAUUCCCGGAGCAAUUUGCGCAAGGAACUGCACGUGUGAGAAGGAACGAUUACCUAAUAGACAGAUAUUGGAAAACGAUAAAUGACCAUGUAAAUAAAAAUUAUGAAAAAUGUGAAAUUCCGAUAAAUCACUGUGAGAACAAAUUUAUGCUCCAUUUCAAUAAAAUUGAAGGAAGUGCUAGUUAAUAA
Armigeres subalbatus is the source of this 7166-nucleotide messenger RNA. RefSeq lists its product as uncharacterized. Gene Ontology annotation, cellular component: extracellular region. Gene Ontology annotation, molecular function: serine-type endopeptidase inhibitor activity. The record is from RefSeq and is a predicted model, not a curated record. NCBI's taxonomy places the organism in Eukaryota, Metazoa, Arthropoda, Insecta, Diptera, Culicidae. The coding region runs from base 1359 to 6200 and encodes 1613 amino acids. The transcript is spliced from 9 exons.